AUGGACGAUUCUCCCCACCCCCCAGCAGCCCCCAACCCCGAUGCCGGCGAGGCCAAGGCUACCGUGCCGGUCAAGCAAGAUGAUCAGACACAACAUAAUACUCGACUAAACGCACUUUUGUACCACACUUCCAAUGAUUCAAUCGACCUCUACAAGAAGGAAAACAACUCACUGGAUCUUAUGGGUCGGCUUUACUUUGACGACUAUGAUUCCGACUCUGUGGUUUCUUCGGGUGCUGUUUCGCCAGUAGUACAACUGCCGGGCGCCACUGUGCCGUCAAUGGAGUAUUUUAAUACUCGUCUUGACCCACUUUUUGAAGCACUCAAAAAACCAGAACGACCCGAAUUCGAACGGGGAAUUUCGUUUUCCGACUCAAGAAGCGUCACCUUCAAGGUCAAGCACCCCCAAUUCAAGUUCCGUCGUAAUAACAAGACUUUUCUUGCUGGGUUCAACGACGAACCGCUGUCUCUCAAAGCCAUCGAAUGGCUCUACGACGAAAUGAUCAUCAAUGGCGACACAUUGAUAGUUCUCAGGGUGCUCGACGAAAAGACUCACACCUCCAUAGACAAUGCUGCUGCCAGCGCCAGUCUCAAACGGCUCCAGUCGCUCAACGCCCACAGCAAGAAGAUCCUGAUGGUGUUCGAGACCACCAUUGGAAAACCCAAAAAGCUCUUAAAGCGAGCAAUUGACGAGUACAAACCGGCUAUGAUGGCCAUAGGCACCCGCCAUACCGACCAGCAUGUCCAGCACCGUUCGUUUCUUGCCAAAGAGCUGAUGCUGAAACACUUUUUGGAGUGUGCGCUCGUUCCAGUAAUUGUGGUAAAACCUACAUGGCGCUACGUGGAGCAACUAGAACAUCCCAUAGACUCGGAGACAUACUUCCACGAUUGGAUCGUCAGCAUAGAUAUCGACGGAAGCUACAGAAAAAAGAAAAAGAAAGGGUUCCUCAGCCCAUCGCUGUCGCACACCAGUCUCGCAUCGGCCAGCGAAAGAGGCCGAAAUCUUGCACCCAAACCGUCCAACGAGUUUUUUUUCGCUGACUCGCUGCGGUCUCGGUCGCGGUCCCAGUCCAAGACCCGGUUCCGAAUCUUCGGCCACUGA
This is a messenger RNA of Meyerozyma guilliermondii ATCC 6260, 1101 nucleotides long. RefSeq lists its product as uncharacterized. Bases 1 to 1101 code for a protein of 366 amino acids. The transcript has a single exon. The record is from RefSeq and is a predicted model, not a curated record. Lineage: Eukaryota; Fungi; Ascomycota; Pichiomycetes; Serinales; Debaryomycetaceae.